Messenger RNA from Felis catus (domestic cat), 4246 nucleotides. It is a transcript of the gene NOX4, whose product is annotated as NADPH oxidase 4. The coding region runs from base 458 to 2218 and encodes 586 amino acids. Gene Ontology annotation, cellular component: plasma membrane; NADPH oxidase complex. NCBI's taxonomy places the organism in Eukaryota, Metazoa, Chordata, Mammalia, Carnivora, Felidae. The record is from RefSeq and is a predicted model, not a curated record. Gene Ontology annotation, biological process: superoxide anion generation; defense response. The transcript has 18 exons. Gene Ontology annotation, molecular function: superoxide-generating NAD(P)H oxidase activity.
GCGGGGUGCCCAGGGUACGGGUAUCACUCCCCACAUCGUGGUCGGUCUCCGCGAGCCUGCGGGGGGCGCCUCCCAGUCCCCAGCCGGGACAUCCUGAACGGCGGCAGCCACAACAACAGGCUCGCCCGCAGACAAAGGGACCGGCGCGGCGGUGCAGACUCGCGCAGCCGGGCGGCGGGGCCGGGGAGCGCGCGCUCCGAGCGCGGGGCCGGGGCCGCCGAGCGCGCAGCGCAGACCCCGCGCGGGCCGCAGCCGCGGCGCCCGGAAGACCCGGCUCCGGGGCGCAGACCCCGCCCGGGCUGGCUCGGCGCCGGCCUCCGCUUCCACUCAGUCUUUGACCCUCCGUCCCCACCCGGCUCCCCCCCCCGCAGGCCGCACAACUGUAACCGCUGUCCCGGCCGCCGCCGCUCCUUCGCGGGCCGGCGGCCGGAGAGCGCAGAGCGGCGGGGCCGGCGGCAUGGCUGUGUCCUGGAGGAGCUGGCUGGCCAACGAAGGGGUUAAACACCUCUGCCUGUUUGUCUGGCUCUCCCUGAAUGUUUUGCUUUUCUGGAAAACCUUCCUGCUGUAUAACCAAGGGCCAGAGUAUCACUACCUCCACCAGAUGUUAGGGCUAGGAUUGUGUCUAAGCAGAGCCUCCGCAUCUGUUCUUAACCUCAACUGCAGCCUUAUCCUUCUACCCAUGUGCCGGACACUCCUGGCCUACCUUCGAGGAUCCCAGAAGGUUCCAAGCAGGAGAACCAGAAGACUGUUGGAUAAAAGCAGAACAUUCCAUAUAACCUGUGGUGUUACUAUCUGCAUUUUUUCAGGUGUGCACGUGGCUGCCCAUCUGGUGAACGCCCUCAAUUUCUCAGUGAACUACAGUGAAGAUUUCGUGGAACUGAAUGCUGCAAGAUACCCAGAUGAGUCAAUUUUUUUCCCUUUUUCUCAGGAUCCUAGAAAACUUCUCUUCACAACUGUUCCUGGCCUGACAGGGGUCUGCAUGGUGCUGGUGCUCUUCCUGAUGAUUACAGCUUCUACAUACGCAAUACGAGUUUCUAAUUAUGACAUCUUCUGGUAUACUCAUAAUCUCUUCUUUGUCUUCUACAUGCUGCUGAUGUUGCAUGUUUCAGGAGGGCUGCUGAAGUAUCAAACUAAUUUAGAUACCCACCCUCCUGGCUGCAUCAAUCUUAAUGGAACCCACUACCAGAAUAUUCAUUUACAAGAUUAUCUCUCAGAACAUUUUCGUGAAUCUUUUCCUGAAGGAUUUGCAAAGCCAGAUGAACUUACCCAAAAGAGAUUUGUGAAGAUUUGUAUGGAAGAGCCCAGGUUCCAAGCUAAUUUUCCACAGACUUGGCUUUGGAUUUCUGGACCUUUGUGCCUGUAUUGUGCUGAAAGACUUUACAGGUGUAUCCGGAGCAAUAAGCCAGUCACCAUCAUCUCGGUCAUACGUCAUCCCUCAGAUGUCAUGGAAAUCCGAAUGGUCAAAGAAAAUUUUAAAGCGAGACCUGGCCAGUAUAUUAUUCUACAUUGUCCCAGUGUGUCUGCGUUAGAAAACCAUCCAUUUACCCUCACAAUGUGUCCUACUAAAACCAAAGCAACAUUUGGUGUCCACCUCAAAAUAGUAGGAGACUGGACAGAACGAUUUCGAGACUUACUACUUCCUCCAUCUAGUCAAGACUCUGAGAUUCUACCCUUCAUUCAAUCUAGAAAUUAUCCCAAGCUGUACAUUGAUGGUCCAUUUGGAAGUCCAUUUGAGGAAUCCUUGAACUACGAGGUUAGCCUCUGUGUGGCCGGAGGCAUUGGAGUAACUCCAUUUGCAUCAAUACUCAACACCCUGCUGGAUGACUGGGAACCGUACAAGCUCAGAAGACUAUAUUUUAUUUGGGUGUGCAGAGACAUCCAGUCCUUCCGUUGGUUUGCAGACUUACUCUGUGUGUUACAUAACAAGUUUUGGCAAGAGAACAGACCUGACUAUGUCAACAUCCAGCUGUACCUCAGUCAAACAGAUGGGAUACAGAAGAUAAUUGGAGAAAAAUACCAAGCACUGAAUUCAAGACUUUUUAUUGGACGUCCUCGGUGGAAACUUCUGUUUGAUGAAAUAGCAAAAUGUAACAGAGGGAAAACAGUUGGUGUUUUCUGCUGUGGACCCAGUUCAAUUUCUAAGACCCUUCAUAAACUGAGUAACCGAAACAAUUCAUAUGGGACAAGAUUUGAAUACAAUAAAGAAUCUUUCAGCUGAAAACCUUUGAGAUGAACCAGGACUCUGAACAAGGAAUGAGUGCAAUUUCUAAGACUGAAACACAGCUGAAUCAACCAGCUGUGUCAUACCAAAGAGUAGCAAGGUUUUCUUAUUUAUGAUUAUUUAAAAUGGAAAUACAGAGAAUGUGGCAAGAUGACAGGUCACAUUACAUGUUUAAUCUGGAAACCAAAGAGGCCCUGAAGAAUAGUUGAUGUGAUGAUUCACUUUUCAAUGCUCAGAUUAAAAGAAAACUAUUAGAUGCACACUGUUGAUUUUUAUGGCAGAUUCAAGAACUCCCUAGUGAGGAGCUGUGCUUGCUCACUGUGACGCUGAUAGCCUUGGUCCUCUCUAAAUUGUUUUUGGUUGAACAAAUGCAACAUUGAACAAAAUUAAAAAUUCAUUGAAACUCAGAUUACAUUUUCUACGUGAGUAUAAACAAGAGUAGCUUUGAUUUUGAAAAGCUUCAGGCAAAUAUAUUAGAUGCUUGAAGAUAUAGCACAGGACUCUAUUAAUACGGGUACUUUGUAUCUAAUCUUCCUCACUACUGAUGCUAAUACCUCUGUUUGAUGUCUGUAGACUUUAUGCUAAAUGAACUUUUAUAAAUGUUGAUAUAGUAUCUAUUUUUACAUUUUUCUUUCUUCUUUUUUCCUGUCUAUAAGGAAAUCUUCCCUCCUUUGCAUGCAUUAGAGACAGUGAUUUAAUAGGCCCUUUCCAUCCACAAUUUACUUAAUCUAUUACUGUUGCAUAGUAAUGAGGAAAAUAUCAUUACUCUAAAUUAUAAAGAAAUAUAUAGACUUUCCUUUUUCAGCAUUUUGGCCUCUAUUAUUUUUAUUUACUCCCUACCCCCCCCCCCCCCAGAAUGGAUUGUCUUAUUUUUAGCCUGUUAAGGUACUUUAAUUUGCACUUUGAGACCAAAGAGCAUUGUGUCUCUCAGUGGUCACCAAGAUAGAAGACAUCUCUCUUUUGCCACACAUUGGUUUAUACUGAAGACAAUGAAAGUACAGUGCCAUUCCUGAACAAAAGAACAUGUACUUUACUUUCUACACAAGAAGAAAUACUUCAUUAGUAUUUAGGUUCAGAAUCAAGAAUAUUAUUUGUUGCACCAUCUGGUAUUCUGAGUCUUGAUAGAAUCUAAUUAUUGAAUUUCAAGUCACUGUUGGGACUACACUGCAUGAUGCUAUCAAUUUAGGCUUGCUGGCCAUUUCAUUCUUGGCUCAGAGGAAAAGUCGUCUUCCCUACUUUAAGAAUUAAGGCAUUUUUGCAGUUUAGUGAUUUUGUUGUGUAGACAUCUAUCAAUUGCUAUUGAAUAUAGCUGAAAUAAGCAGAAUGACUUGUCUGUUAAAAUAUUGCAUGGUAUAAUAGAACAUGAUAAAUGCUACUGUUACUUUUUGCUCUGAUUCACUGAUAGCAAUCAAGCAUGUUAAAACAUCUAGCAUUGAAUGCCCAUAAACAUAUUACUUAUAGAUAUUUCUUCCUUCCCUUGGAAUUUUUUCUUCUUCCUUCUGUGGAAGGAUAAUCAGAAAAGGAUAUGGGAAAUGUGCAAUAUUCCUGCAGAUUUAGCUCUGAAGGCAUAUUUGAUAACCAAUACAUCUUGGCAACACCUGGUAAACUAAAAAGAAUUUUCAUAAACACACAUAGCAGAAGUAGGAAAAAGAACUGUGAGUUAGUACAGGCUUGAUGUGCAAUGCUGACUCUUUACUGAUCAUAGUUUAUUUAUGUGAUUGUAUUAAUACACCUAAUUUCAGUAAAACAGGUGGAAGAUUUUUCAAAAAAAGAAACAUCUUUCUUGGUAGGUCUACUAUUCUAGAUGAACAUCCUGUCUCUUAAAUUCUAGCUGAUGUUCAAACAUGAAGUGUUAAACACAGCUAAUCUUUGCUUCUGUAGGUAGUAAUAAAUUAGGUUUUCAUCACACAUGUAGAAGAGAGUUUUGUUUUUUGAGGGAUUUUUUGCUCUGGGGCUACUUCUUGUCAUACAGAUCUUUGUCAUAUGGUCAUUUUGGUGGCAAUAAAUGUUAAAAUUGAAAUGGAA